GUGGGUAAACCAGAAGAUAGCAGAUUACAUUUUAAGUAGAUAAUGAACUAUCUGUUAAAAUAUAAAGUGGAUGAACAAUCGAAUAGGCCCACAAUCUGUAAUCCAAACUCUGAACUACAAUAAACUAAAAUAAGGUGCUUUGUGAGGAACAAAUCCUGUUCAGUAAACCAGAAACUGUAUUCCUAUCAAGAGUGCAAGGCUGGUUUUGGAAGAACUGCUUCCUGGAGACACCGUCCAUGCAUGUUGUUAGUCAGGUGAAUUCUUUCCAGGCCACGCCCUCUUCAGGAUACUGAAAGCCACCCCCUGCACCCCCACCACCGAGCAUCAGCCCUGCCUGCUGAUUUAAAUACUUCCCUCAGCGAUCAUUUGCACACAGAGAAGCAGAAACAGCUGAAACAAGGACAUUCCUGCAGCUCAACAUUUGACUUUUACGGCUUAAGAAUGGAACGAGGAUUGAUCCUGUUGGUUGCUGCACUGAUGGCUUAUGUGGCACCGGGUGUCCAAGGAACUGCUCAAUUGUCAUUUGCCAAUAAUACACAGGUGAACAUCACUCGGGCUGGUUGUAGAGUCAGCAAACUGUGUGUGGAGACACCAGCUGACUGUGAUCCUACUGGAAACAACAGCUGUCUGUUUGCGUCUGUGGUCGCCAGCACCCCAGUGGCUCCCAACGGCACUGAACUGUCCAUCGAACUCAGCGGAGCCUCCAAGGGAUACAUCGCACUGGGACUCACUGCGAAAGCUUCAGCGGGUACCACCAUGCUUUUCAUCUGUGCUCAAAACAGCUCCAACAAUGGGACGUUCCUCUUCCGGACAAAACAGAGAAACAACACUGAUGGUGUGCUCACUCCAACAGAGACGAGCGUGACAGAAAUCCGAGGCACGGUGAAAGGCAAUGUGAUCCAGUGCGAGUUCAACGUCCCUAACGUGAACGCCAGCAGGACCAGGACCAGCCCUGAUACCACCUUCUCCAUCCUCAUCGGGACUGGAACUUUUGAUGGAACUGAUUUUGGUCCCUUCAACAUCUCCCGGGACAGCGGUCCUCUGAACCUCGCCGACCCGACCAGCAACGCCACCACAACGGCACCUACGGGAUCCAGUGGAGCUGUCCACCCUCAAGCUGUGCUGCUCUUGCUGAGCGUCCUCACACUGUCCGUCAUGCUGAGAGCCUGAGAAGUCCAGGAGGAAGUUGUGGCCAGUUGAAUACAAUAAAGACGGCUGAUGCACAGAGAAAAAUUGAGUAUUACUAUAGUAAUACAAGCUAUACUUUUACUUUUUUAUUUUUUUUUAUUUUACUUGUUUAUACAAGUUAAAAACAAAUUAUAUUCAUAAGGAAUUUGGACUUCUUGUGUUAGUAAUCUAAUUAUUUAAUUUUCUGCAUAGGACUACAGGAAGUGUGUUGUUAUUCCAGUUUUGCACUAAAAUUUACAUCAUCAACCGACCCAUCUGGCGACACAAGGAGUGUCUGCAAAUGCACAUUUACAGACUUGGGCGUAACACAUUUGAGCCAUUUACCUGAACAUCCUGGAAAACUCCAACCAGGAUGGUUAUUAUCUUUUAAUAUUGACAUGUGAUUGUACUGUGAUAAUUGUUUAAAAGGGACAGCUAAAAAGGUUCAUGUAUUGUAAAUUAAUAAAAGUUGAAACCAUGA
Siniperca chuatsi (mandarin fish) is the source of this 1648-nucleotide messenger RNA. Its product is annotated as ferric-chelate reductase 1-like. NCBI's taxonomy places the organism in Eukaryota, Metazoa, Chordata, Actinopteri, Centrarchiformes, Sinipercidae. Gene Ontology annotation, biological process: regulation of glutamate receptor signaling pathway. The transcript has 7 exons. The coding region runs from base 442 to 1170 and encodes 242 amino acids. The record is from RefSeq and is a predicted model, not a curated record.